Messenger RNA from Micropterus salmoides (largemouth bass), 8519 nucleotides. RefSeq names its product microtubule associated tumor suppressor candidate 2a (gene mtus2a). NCBI's taxonomy places the organism in Eukaryota, Metazoa, Chordata, Actinopteri, Centrarchiformes, Centrarchidae. Gene Ontology annotation, molecular function: microtubule binding. The transcript has 16 exons. The coding region runs from base 538 to 4875 and encodes 1445 amino acids. Gene Ontology annotation, cellular component: nucleus; cytoplasm. The record is from RefSeq and is a predicted model, not a curated record.
GACUGCAUGUCAAGCUUCUCACAUGAUCCAGCAGAGAGCGCAAAAUGCCGGGGCGCCGAGCAUAUAGAUGCUAUACCAGGUGUCGGCUCGGCUGCAGCAUCAGCACCGCUCCUCCUCCUCCCUCCCUCCUUCUCCCUCCUCCUGUCCGCAGCAUCUCUCUCUCUCUCUCUCUCCGACUGGCAGAAACAGUGCAAGAAGGGAGAGAGAGAGAGGAAAGACGUGCUUGUGUUUCGUUUUGCAACUCCUGCAUUUGACCGACAUUCUUAAAUGAAUCAACACAAGAGAAACCUGGAGAUUGAACAGACCUCCAUCUCCCUGAAGAGCCAUCAAAUACAACGUUGUUAACUCACAGUAAAUGCAAGAUAAGCGAAAAAGAUUUCUUGAGAUGACAUUUCGUCCUUGGAAAAAUCAACUGAAGGGCCAUCAUCACACAGACCCUGAAGAGGAGAGACAGGGAGGGAAGGAACAUUUGUAACUAAAUAGAUGGCCUCUGGACUCUGCAGGUGUCUUUGAGUGUGCCAAAAGAAUCAGUUCGACAUGAGCAUCCCGACCGGUUUCCAGGGACUGAGGGUCAAUGACAGAGGAGAAAAGAUUGGAAACAAAACCCAGGUCCAGUUCCCCCAGUCUGGGGAUGAUAAUGCCAAUCAAUUAUCUUCAAUUGUUGAUCAAGAAGGAAGAGGACUGAUGGAGGACACAGCGUACAGCUCAAACUCCAUCCCUCCUUUGGUCUCUCAGAGUGAAUCCCCGGACAAGUUAGUGAUCUGGGGCUCUGAGCAGCAAUGCAUGGAGCCUGAGUUUGAGCUUUUGGAGUGUCAGGAGAUACAUACAUUCUUGGGAAACAGGGAUCAGGGCGAGGAGAAUGAGGAGGAAGAUGAUGGAGGAAGUAUGAGAGAUGGAAAUGAGGUUUCCAUGUCCAUAUCCUCAAGCUCAACUGCCAGCUCUGCUUCGAUUGGAGUGAGGAGAAAUGACAACGACAGCAACAAAGUGGAGAACAGAAAGGGCAAAGAGGUGCAGAAAAGGAUUGCCUGUCAUAGCAAUGAAGAGCUAGACACGUGUGUGACAGGUUCAAUGGAGAAAAGAGACACCAGGUCAGGCAGAGCAGCAGACAGGGACAGACAGAAGGGAGGUCUGAAGCAGUCCAAGUCUGAGACAAAUGUUUUUUUCUCUAGUCUGUCAGCCGUUUCCCUCAGCGGGAGCCUGUCCAGUGCUCUGGAUAGUGGUGGAGUAGCGCAGCCUCUCAUCUCUCUGUCCAACUCCAAGACCAACCCCAAUACAAACAACACUACCUCAGACCAGACCAAAAGAAAGACAGCCCCUGUAGACGCCAACCAGAACUCCCCACCAUCGCAUCCUCAGGAGAAACAUCCUCAAUACAACAGCCAGGAUCAGAGACAGGAGGAGGGAAGUCAUCAUAGAAAUGGAGUGUCCUCUGAUGGGGGGCUGGGCCAAAGGAGGAAGGCUGGAUUUGAAGAGAGGGUGAUGCCACCACGACGGCAACAGCUCGUCAGACCCCUCUGUCAGACAGAGAUGGGAAAAGCGAGGAGCUUAGCAGAGCCCAAUGCUGAUCAAGCUGAGACAGGGCAACCUUUUCCCCACAACCCCUCGCAAGAUUCACGCAUUAACUGGUCAAACAGGAAGUUUACAAAAACAUCUUUACGUGAACCAUCAAAUUUCUCCUCCCUGUAUAACACAUCUGGAGUCUCACAGCACAGAGAGCCCAACCAGGUAGCCCAGAGGGAGGCUCCACCUGCAGAAAAACAGCCAACUACAAAGGCAUGGCGUCCUUCCAAUCCUUACACUUUAGAGAGGAGACCCCAGACUCAGCUCACAUACAGGAGAAAUUGCUCCAGUCCCAACAGGACAGGGGUGGAUUCCAGGUCAUCUACCCCUCCCCACUCCCCUCUCAGGACACCCCAAGGAUCACCACGCAGGCAACCCUCCAUGUACCUCGUUUCCAGGAAUGUCUCUGGAGUGGUUAGACACAUCCCGUCAGGAUGCAACCCUGCUGUAACAACAUCAGCUCAGGCCUGUGGCAACAGUUGCUUAAGAGCACCAGUCAAAACCAAUAUAAGCACAAGUGGAAUCCCCAAAGCGCCUCUUAACAACCAGCAGAGCUCUAACCACAACUCAAGCCCCAAAGAGAGCUCCCUAUCACCUAAACUUAAACCUAAAGGAGUUCGGCCCAAAAUCAUUACCUAUGUCCGAAAGAAUCCUCAGUUUAAGUCCCAGGCUGCGGACGGACCUUAUCAGGUAUCCUCUCUACCAUCCAGGCUAUCAGCAUACGCACACGGCCAAACACCCACAUCUCUCAAAGACCCCUCCAAGCCUGAAGCAGAAACCAGAGGAGCGCCAGUGCUCAGUGCCUCCAAUCUGCUUUAUGACAAGUACCACCAAGAGAUGCAUACAAACAUCUUCCCAUCAGGAAUGCUGAGCAGGAGUAUCAGGCCCCCUGGACACACACAUACUGUCCCCCCUGCACACACACAUGCCACUCCACAUGUACACACACACAGCCACACGGCACCCCCAAAACUGGGCAGCAAAGCAGACAAUUUCUAUGGGGCACCAUCAGAGGUGGGAAGAUCUGCCAGUUUUAAAGGAAGCCUUGCUGAGGACCCGCUGCAGACCCGGACGGCCACUCAGGUUGGAGGGAGCAGCAGUCUCUUGCGCUCUGGUAGAGGUCUGCGUCUGGGCCUGGGAGCUGUCACCAGGACGACUACGUGCUCGGCCAAGGCCAGGGGACCUGGUCAAGGUCAGAGAUCAACACUUAUCUUCAGCCAGCCAGUUCAACCUGUCAGCCCAGCGACCAAUCAGAAAAGCCAAGAUGACCAGGUCUUUACCCAUCAUUCUCCUGCUCCCGCUGCUGCUCCGGCGACAGCAGCAGCCCAGCCCCAGGCUGCGGCCUCUAGGUCUCUGCUUCCAAAAGCCAGCCAGUCAGGACUGCGACCCCCGGGCUUCAGCUCCAGCCGUCUCCCUGCAGGCCGCCUGGCAGCCUUUGGCUUCGUCCGGAGCUCCAGCGUGUCCUCUGUCUCCUCGGCCCACUCUGCUGACAGCACCCAGAGUGACCCCUGCAGGACAGCUCACCGUCUGAGUGUGAGUGAGGAGCCUCCUCUUCACCGAGUGACCACCGGCCCUCUGUCAACAGAUCCCCAAAGAGGGGUACCAUGUCGCAGCAACAGCCUCCAGCCGCCCUCUACCCCAGCCCUGCCCCGGCGAUACCUGCCUGCCCAGCCAAGAAGCUCCCCUGGGGUUGGCAGGAAGGAGUUUCAGCGGAGUUUAGAGGUCACCCGUUCUCUCCCAUCCUCCCCAAAGAGGCUGGCAGUGGUUCCUCCCAAACCUCAGUCCCCAGUCCAGUCUGGGAAGCGGCCCGCAGCAGCAGUGCAAGGGUCAGCUCCCCCCGGGUCCCCUCGCCACGUGGCCCCCCUGAGGCUGCAGCAGGAACAGCAAGAGAGCCUGCAGAGAGAGAAAGAGGAGGCUCAACAAAGAGAGAGGGAGAGGCGAGCAAAGGAAAGGGAAAAAGAAGAACAAAGGGAGGAGGUUCAGAGGCUGCAGGGAUGCUGUGAGCAGCAGGAGAGGCAGCUGAGAGCUCUCAGAGAAGAACUGAAGAAGACUUCCUUGGGUCUGGAAGCAUUCAUUAUCACCACUCAGCAUUACUGCCUCAAGAAUAAAACUACAGAAGAAAAUCAAAGGAAACUGUCAUUGGAAAUGCAGAAGAUCAGAGAGGAAAUGGCAUCCAACUCAACCCGAUGGGAGAGACUCCAGCGGGAAAAGACCGCGCUGGAGGUGGCGUUUGAACGGGAGCUCCAGGAACUGCAGCUGCAGCAGGAAGCGGAGCUAGCUGCUGUGGAAGAGGGGCUUAGGAAGUGUCACUCAGCAGAGGCAGAACACCUGAAGGCAGAGCAUCGGUCAGAGAUGGAGGAGCUGAGGACUCAGCAACAGGAACAGGUGGAAGAAAUGACAGUCAACCACCAGGCAGCCAUUCAGGAGCUCAGAGACAUGCAUAACAUCACCAUGGCAACACUGCAUGAGGAGCACGCCCGUACCAUGAGAGACUUAAGGAAAGCGCAUGAGCAGCAGAAGAUACUUCUAGAGGAGGAUUUUGAGAAACUCAGGCUUUCUCUGCAGGAUCAAGUGGAUACUCUCACAUUUCAAAACCAGACUCUGAGGGACAAAGCCAAACGCUUUGAGGAGGCUUUGAGGAGGGGUACAGAGGAACAGAUAGUUGAUGCUUUGGCUCCGUACCAGCACAUUGAGCAAGAUCUGAAGAGCUUGAAGGAGGUUGUGGAAAUGAAGAACCAGCAGAUACACCAACAGGAGAAGAAGAUCUCUGAUCUGGAGAAAGUGCAGGCCCAAAAGAACGUGUUCCUUGAGGAGAGGGUCCAGGUUCUGCAGCAGCAGAAUGAAGAUCUGAAGGCUCGUAUUCAAAUGAACCUAGCCCUAUCCAGGCAACUAUCCGAGGAGAAUGCCAACCUCCAUGAGUCCGUUGAGAAGGAGAGCACUGAGAAGAAGCGGCUGAGUCGGAACAACGAGGAGCUUCUGUGGCGCCUCCAGACUAGCCCCCUCAUGUCCCCGGCCUCCUCCCCACUGCACCGCUCCUUCUCCACCUCCCCGGUCCCCUCAUCCCAAUUCUUCUCCUCCUCACCUGUAGCAGGGUGCGACUCCCCCACUCACUACCACGGCUGUACACAGCAGGCUCAAUACUCCUCCCCGUCCCACAGAGCUGCCACCAAUCAAAAUCUCUCCCCGGGACCAGCCACACCCACUCACAGGGCGGCGAGCAAUCAGAAUUACUCCCCUGGGCCGGCCACACCCACACACAGAGUGUCAGCCAAUCGCUGUAACUCAGCCGCUUGUCUCAGCUCUUUGCAGAGAUAAUUUCACACCUUUCUCUCUCUCUCGCUGUUCUUUUUCUGGCUCACCCUGUUACUUUUCCUUCAUUCUCCUCCCUCCUCCUCUCUUUUUGAAUGUGAAUGGCACGGAAGUACGUGUUGGAGAAAAACAAGGGCUGUGGUCUCCAGUCAUCACUGGACAAACUGGACAGACAGAGGUUACAGAUUCUUAAAGUCAAGCGUCCACAGAUGGUGGUGUCCAUCAUGUGAAACACAACACACAUAAAAUAACAUGCUGCAGUGGGAAAUGGAUGUAGACGACCGAAGCUCAGCUUGUAUAAAUACAGAGUCUUGAAAUGCAGACUGUAUAUACUGUAUGAUAGUAGCACAGAUAUAGCACAUGUAGUGAAAACUCCCUGCAUGGGUAGUCAUGAGUCCCACACAGACAGAAACAGUACAGAUGGAAAGUAGCACACUCUUGUCACCAGAACACAAUACUCUGAUGUGUUAAAAACACGGCCAUGCCCUUGAUAAAAUAAGCUAUAUCCACUCUCAUUGGGAUCAGAUUCUCAUAGUCCAUUAAGUUUUAAAAGUUGAGUUGCAAUUCUUAGUCAUGAACUGAAUCAGCUUUCAACUGAUGUUUUUUUAAUCUGGAAAAAUCCCUUACAAAGCGCCUUAUACUCUGUCCUGCCGUCUCACCAGCAGAGACCAACCAACAUUUUAUUUUACAAAGGACUUUGGAUAAAAAUAAUUAGUUGUUAAUGUUUUUUCAGCCUCCUCAAGGUGUAUUUAACAUUUUGUAAUUAGUCCAAUGCUGAUAAUUUUAGUUGUGUGGGACAAGCCUACCUGGAACCCCAGCCAUUUUACCUGCAACAUACAGAGAACAUAAUGUUCAAACCUUGCCAGGUCUUCCUACAGCACCUCCCCACAUGAGCUACUCUUCACUUUCGGGAUCCCUCAGGUCAACUUGCAAAAACUGUUUCUGCCAUUUUGUAUUUACCUCAGCGGGAAUGUGCAGUCUGUUGUGUCUGUAGCACAACAGCAACAGCAACAACAACUACAACAACAACAACACAGCUACCAGGGAGCUCAAAGCUAAGGGGGAAACCCAACACAGGAUUAGCUGUUUUAAAUGUGGAUUUCUUUCAAAUGUGAUGCUUUUAUCUAAUUCAUUUGUUACAUGUAUUUUGCUACUUAAGCAAGCAUGUACUGUGGAAGUCUUCCAGUCUUAAUGUGAAACUUUAUUAUUGCUGUGAUCUGUCUGAUUUAUUGAGCUUGAGGUGUGAAGGAAAUGAAUGAUGUUGUUAACUUGUGGAAUGUGUGAUGGACCCCCAGGAAAAAGGGGAAAUACUGCAGAUCCCUUGAUCUGUUGUCAUCACACAUACUGUGCAUGGGUGGUGUUCAGGGGACUGUCUUAUAUGAUAUGAGUCUAUAAGCUAUGUAGAUUAUUUAAAAAAACACAGGUUAUCCCCCUGUUUACCCCUUUGUGAGUGACCUGUGUCACAAGGAUUAGUGUAACCCCGUCUGAACCUGUGUUGACCUCUUCAUAACCUCUUCUGAUGUGUUUUGGGUUGUUUAUCUGAAUGACUUUUUAUCCUUAAAGUAUUAUGUUCAAUCUUUUGCAAGCUACACUGAAUUCUCAGUGCGCAAGAAUAUAUUAUUCAGGGAAUUAUUUUCUAAAUUUAGAUUAGAAAUACUUUCAAUUUUCUUUUGUAUAGCUUCUCUACAGAACAUUAUACACUGUUAAGAUAUUUCCCGAGAUAAUUUUCCACUUAUAUAAAAUACAACUUAGAAACCAAUCUUUGGUAUAUAAAAAUGAGAAUUAUUUUAUAGCAUAGGUAUGUCAUAGCUGCCUCAUGUACUGUACUGGACUGUCACCCUCAGGGUCCCAAUCUUUCAUCUGGCUUUGAACAAGUCAACAUUGUAUAAACACAGUAUUAUUCAGUGUAAUCUCAGUGAUGAACUCGCACAUUAAAAAAACAAAGCUACAGCUGUUCAGACCACAACCGUAAAAAUAAGCCUCUGUACAUAAACAAGGCCAGAGAGAAGGGUGUGAGGGUAAGUCUGCAUUGUCUGUUGACAGCUACAGAAACAUUGCUAAUGGACUAAUGUAAUAUUGUUAAAGUUAAGUAGAUGCAUGGGGGUGGGGGGUAAUAUCGGGGGCCUUGAAAUUCAGCGCCCCCUGAUCACGUCUUUCAGUUAAAUUACAGGUUGAGUAAAUGUAACCUUUUACCAGCAUGUAAAGGAUGACGUUUCUGGGUUGCCAGUUUUUUUAGUAAUAGACUUUUAAGUAGAUCUUUAAUUGCGAUACCAGCACUUUUGAUGGUCGUGAAGUAAAAAUGAUUCUUUUGUGGAUCUUCAACAUGUUUUGUAUGAUACAUUCACAGGGUUAAAUGCUCUUAAACAACAGAAUGUCAGCAAAGGAUUUGAGAAGUGUAUCUCAAUUCUCACUUAUUUUAUACAUACACUGAUGAUUUUGAGAAUGUCUUUGCGUAAUGAUCAAGAAUAUACCAGUCAGAAAGUCACUGUGUUUUCAAAUGUUUAGGAUCACAGUUCACCUACGUCAUUGAAUGAUUCUUCAGGGUCCUCCUAAAGGUCACUUCAGGUGCAAACAAAAAAUACAGUCUAUAAGGAUGCAACAAAAGCUAUUGUUUACAAAUGACAGCGUAAAGUUACCGAUUUCAUCUUAAAUGAAUAUUUCACCUUUGAACAGAACAUGAUUUCUAAACAAUGAACUGGCAUUGUAAUGACCCUUCAAUGUGUCCUGUGGACAUCUGUGUCUCACGCGCUGAAUGUCAAAAAUGUAAUGACUGCAUUUUAUACAAGUAAUUCAUGUGAUUUUGUUUAAUAUAGAAGGACCUAUUGUCUGACCACUAUGUAGCAGCCAUUCAAUAUGUAGCACUUGGUUGAGCCUCCCCACAACAAACAUGGAUAAUUGAUUUAAUUCGUUAGGGAUUGAAACAUCCAUGUUAAUGUUUAUAUGCUGUUGUAGCAAAUGUUUUCAUGGCCUGUCAACUUUAAACUUUAGAAUUUGAAUUUUUGGAGGUAAGCUAUACAAUUACCCCUUAUGGAUUUGGUCCAGAGACAAAGUUUACAGAGUUUGUUUAUUCUGGCACUGAUUGUAUGUUUGAAUGUAAAUACAUUUACAACAUGAGUUGUGUCUUAGUGCACCAUAAAAAAAUUAAUAGAAGCAUGUUUUUUCUGUCUUUGCUGUUUCUCGCUCUCCUUUUCUCUUCUUUUACCUCUCUGCGUCUGUAAUGGUCAAAAUGUAACUGUAGAGUAGGAGGCCUAGAGGACGUGGAAUGAUAGUUCAACAUGUAAUGUAUACACAGUAUGUUGAUAGUUUUAUUUGUACUUUUUGGGGAAGAACACACUAUUAAAAAAACAUCCAAGAAAUGUCACAUGCAUGUCCAUGUUUCAUUUAAGGAUAAGUCCUUCUCUCCUCUUAAGUUUAAGAGUGUUUAACUGACAUGUUUUCUGGAUACAAGUAGUUGUCCUACUGUAGUUAACAACAUUCUGUAGAUGUUCAGGACUGGUUUUGAUCACAAGCAUCAAAGUAUACUUGGACAAAACGACCAUGUUUAGAGGUUGCUGAUAUUGGUCUUUCUGAUAUCAAAUAUCCUGCUGCAUGCUAAACCUUGUCAUAACCUACAACAACAAAAACCAUAAUAAAUCUUAAUAGAUGGAAAA